UUGAGGUUGCCGGUCUAUCCGUGCUGCGAGCAGUCCCGGAGAAGGCCGGGAAGAUGGCGGCCUCCUGGAGGCUACGCUGUGACCUGCCGCUGCUACGAUGCCUCCUGGGCUUUGGCAGCCGUCGAAGCUUGGGCCUGGCUCAGGGUGCUGCAGCGUGGCCUGUCGGCCGUGCAGCGAGCUGGAGGUGGUUUCAUGGCACUCAGCUGCUGCAGGCUGACCCUAUUAAGAUCCUAAUGCCAUCACUGUCUCCUACCAUGGAACAAGGGAACAUUGUGAAAUGGCUGAAAAAGGAAGGUGAAGCUGUGAGUGCUGGAGACUCAUUAUGUGAAAUUGAGACAGACAAGGCUGUGGUCACCUUAGAUGCAAAUGACGAUGGCAUCUUAGCCAAAAUAGUGGUUGAAGAAGGAGCUAAAAACAUAAAGCUGGGUUCACUCAUUGGCUUGAUGGUUGAAGAAGGAGAAGAUUGGAAACACGUGGAAAUUCCCAAAGAUGUGGGUGCUCCACCUCCGGUUUCACAGCCAGCAGUGCCUCCUCAGCCCUCUCCACAGCUGCAGAUUUCGAGCCCUGCCAGGAAGGAACACACAGUAGGGACACCACGGUUCCGCUUAAGUCCAGCUGCCCGCAACAUUCUGGAAAAGCAUUCAUUGGAUGCCAGCCAGGGCACAGCCACAGGCCCUCGAGGGAUCUUCACUAAAGAAGAUGCACUCAAGUUAGUUGAACUGAAACAGAUGGGCAAGAUUACAGAAUCCAGACCAGCCCCCACUCUCUCUGCAUCUGUGCCUCCUCAGGCCACAGCUGGACCAUCUUACCCAAGGCCAAUGAUCCCACCAAUGUCCAUCCCUGGGCAACCUAACGCAGCGGGUACAUUCACUGAAAUUCCUGCCAGCAACAUUCGGAGAGUUAUUGCCAAGAGGUUAACUGAAUCAAAAAGCACUGUGCCUCAUGCCUAUGCUACUGCUGACUGUGAUCUUGGAGCAGUUUUAAAAGUUAGACGAGAUCUGGUCAAAGAUGACAUUAAAGUCUCGGUGAAUGACUUUAUCAUCAAAGCAGCAGCUGUUACUCUUAAACAAAUGCCUGGGGUUAAUGUCAGCUGGGAUGGAGAAGGCCCAAAGCAGCUGCCCUCUGUGGACAUUUCAGUGGCUGUGGCAACUGACAAAGGUUUAAUUACACCAAUCAUAAAAGAUGCAGCUGCUAAGGGUGUACAGGAGAUUGCUGACUCUGUGAAGGUUCUGUCAAAGAAAGCAAGAGAUGGAAAAUUGUUACCUGAGGAAUACCAAGGAGGAUCUUUUAGUAUUUCCAACUUGGGGAUGUUUGGCAUUGAUGAAUUCGCUGCAGUGAUCAACCCUCCUCAGGCAUGUAUUUUGGCAGUUGGGAGAUUCCGACCAGUGCUAAAGCUCGCUGAGGACGAAGAGGGGAACCCCCAGCUGCGGCAGCACCAGCUUAUAACUGUCACAAUGUCAAGUGACAGCCGAGUGGUUGAUGACGAACUAGCCACCAAGUUUCUUGAAAGUUUCAAAGAAAACCUAGAGAAUCCCAUGCGACUUGCAUAGUCUUCAAAGACCAGAUGUUUACUGAGUAGUUGUUAACCAGGUAUGCAAUUGGGUAUAAGUAUGAAGUAGGUAAAAUGCUUUAUUUAUAUAAGGCGAAAACCUUUCGCCUAAGCUGUCUUCAUUUUCCCUGUAUGUUUAUUUUAAGUAGAAAUGUGUGAUGAUAAACUGUGACUAAUAAAGAACAUUUGGUUAGUCAGAUCCAUUUUUACCUCUGGUGCUGUAUAGAAGGGUAUUAAACUGAUAUAAACCACAUCCAAUGUUUGGUUCAUUUGAAAUCUGGGAAUAGUAGUGAAUGUAUGAUAUUGUAAAAUUAAAACAAAAUAUAUAGAACUCUA
Phodopus roborovskii (desert hamster) is the source of this 1885-nucleotide messenger RNA. It is a transcript of the gene Pdhx, whose product is annotated as pyruvate dehydrogenase complex component X. The record is from RefSeq and is a predicted model, not a curated record. The coding region runs from base 54 to 1550 and encodes 498 amino acids. The transcript has 11 exons. Gene Ontology annotation, molecular function: acyltransferase activity. NCBI's taxonomy places the organism in Eukaryota, Metazoa, Chordata, Mammalia, Rodentia, Cricetidae. Gene Ontology annotation, biological process: pyruvate decarboxylation to acetyl-CoA. Gene Ontology annotation, cellular component: pyruvate dehydrogenase complex; mitochondrion.